UAUGGUUCUCGGUUCACACGUUUAUGUACGCAACCUACAAUAGCCGGGCACCAGCACACUAGAGGAUUCUAUUUAUAUUAACGGAAUUCCCGACUAUUUUGACAGAUAAUACUUUUUCAUUUACUGUGUGCGAUUUGCGACAUGGCUAGUGCAGAACCCACAUUCUGUCGAGAUGAGAUCAUCCGAGGUAACCUGCUGGCUUUUCAAGCCUACAUUGAGCUGUGCAUCAAGCCUACAGACCUUCUGAAGUUACCCUUUUACUCCAAAGAACAACGGAAGCAAAUAUUCAACAAUCAUGAGCCCAAAGUACAACAAGUUCGAAGGGGACUGGACAUCUUACAUAACGAGAUCCGUGACCCAGGCAAAUAUGCAGCUUUCCAGGACCUGAUGGCGGGAGAGAACGGAUAUCCUAAGAUAGCCGCCAUAUUGAAUGGUGAAAUAGUCCCAAGUGAUGAGCAUUACAGAAAGCUUCUUGAUUUAUUUUCGCGCGAACUUAUCAAGCGGAUGUCCGCUAUAGAUCUUCUACCACAUCUCCUGGAGAAGGAGACAAUUACUGAUGAGGAUGCACAGACAGUGCGUGCCCAGUGCGUAAACAAUGGCAUUACAUUUGCUUGCUGGGAGCUUCUGUUUGCUCUGCCAUUGAGAAAGGAAGACUGGUUUAAGGAUUUGAUGGUCAGCUUGAUAGAUGUUGGAACUCCUGACAUAGCUGAGCUUCUGGAACCUGAUAUGUUUGCAAAGAUAAUGGCUCAAAGGCCUCCUCCUCCAAAAGAAGUUGUCGACAUUGUGUCAUUUGUUUCCGAGCACAAUGUUGACAAUGAUUGUACUGGAGCGGAACAUGACAUUGAGAUAAGUGAAACAACGGACCUAAAAGCACGUGGUUCUGAUAAUGAAUCCACUGAUGUAACAUUAUCCGAAGGCCGUCCUGCAAACGACAGUGAUUCAUUUGACGCUGCGAUGGAAGCGUUACUGCUAGGGGACAAUCUGAAAGACCCCGAUAGUGACGUGCCAUUGACUGCAAUGUCCCAAGUAGGUCGAGAGGACUCGCAUGAGACUCAAAUGAGUAGCCCAAAAGAGCCGAAAGUUCUGCCAAAGGCUCAAGUACCACAGCGACAACUCGCAAACAAUAUACCGGUAACAAACGAAGCUGUUGAUGGUGGAGCAAAUGGUUUGGACACAUUCAGUGCUGAGAUUGAUGAAGUGUUGUUAAGAGAUACUAGUGCCAGUGGUCCAAUGCUUAAUACAGGAGCAACUCGAUGUUAUAAGCGAGAGUUUUUAAUAAAGUGUAACGGGACAGCUGCGACGCGAGUCUGUCCGCCUGGCGUUCGUUUAUUGCCAGAAAUAUAUGUUCCAAUUACAAACGUUGUAUCUGACGAAGAAAAUGACUUAAUUGCUGAUUCUUCAGACGACGAUGACGAAGCGAAAGAGAUAAACAUAGAGACGGAUGUUGAUGCGAUUGAUAAAGGAAAGGAAGACAAAGACGUUGAAUUGUUUGAUUAUCAAAAGGAGUUAGCAAAAGAGGGCUGUGAGGGCGAAAACGUAGUCAUAAUGGCUCCCACAAACUCUGGGAAAACUUACGUGGGCAGCCGUAUAAUGCAAGUUCAUCUCCGUAGACAAAAGGCGCAAGCUCUACUUGCAAAAGUAAUCUUCCUGGUUGAGAACGAGGCACUGGCUUUUCAGCAAGGAAAAUUGUUCGCGGAGAAACUGCCUGCAUAUAGAACCAAAGUGUUUACCGGAAGUGUCCAGCGGGAGAAGCAGCAAUACCUCUGGGACUUUCUAGCAAGUCGUGACAUUUUGGUGGUGACAGCGCAAGUGUUGGUGAACGCCCUAAAAACUGGUCACAUUCAGAGUCUUACACAGUUCUCACUUAUCGUGUUUGAUGAGUGCCACCACUCGAACAAGCAACACAUGUACAAUGAGAUUCUGUGGAAAUACAUCGAAAUGAAGCUGCAACCCGGCACUGAUGUCGCUGCAUUGCCGCAGGUGGUUGGUUUGACAGCUUCACUUGGUGUUGGCGGAAGUACUGACUGGGAAGCCGGUUUGAAACACAUGAAGAAUAUCUUGGCAAAUAUGGACGCUAAGUUUCUAUGUACCGUUAGAAACCCAGUUAACAAAGAAGAACUGAAGAAACGUACAAACUGCCCUAUCGAAGAACCUGUACCUGUUCAACACAGAGCUCAUGAUCGCUUUGCUGAGGCUAUCAUGGAUGUUGUCAAACAAAUUGACGAUCUCAUUUUGGAAUCAUGUGACAUUUUGGACCAUGCAACUAUGGACAUAUGCAGGAUACCGUUAGGAAUUUUUGGAACGGAGAGGUAUUUGCAAUGGAACGCCGAAUUUGUAAAAAACACAAUCCCUGGGCUUCGGGUUGAUCUUAUUCGAAGGAUUUUGAACCCAUGCCGAAGGCAUUUGGAGGCUUACAACAAAGCACUCAUGAUACAUAAGGACGCUAGAAUUAUGGAUGCAAUCAGGAUAUUGGAAGAUUUUAUGAAAGAGUUCAGAGAAGUGCCUGAACACGUUGAGACAGACGCUAGACUGAUCAAUUUCUACGAUGGAAUGAUGCUUUCGGACUCCUUUGAUGAUGAACCUGAAAACCCAAAAUUAGUUAAAAUGGGACAAAUUCUACAAGACGUGCUCGUUGCUGACAACAAUGCUAGAGGAAUCAUAUUUGUAAAAACCCGUGAACUUGCAAAGGCACUGGUAAGCUGGAUUAACGAGACGGACUAUUUGAAAAUCUUACAAGCAUCGGAGUUUGUUGGUCAAAAUGCUGCAACUUCGAAAGGAGGUAUGACCAAAUGUAAACAGAAGGAUGCUCUGGAAUAUUUCAAAGGCGGUCGUCACAGAGUGAUUAUAGCAACGUCGGUUGCAGAAGAAGGACUUGACAUUCAGAAGUGUAACCUCGUGAUCCGUUAUGAGCAUGUCACCAACGAAAUUGUACGCCUUCAAUCCAGAGGCCGCGCUCGGGCUGAUUUCAGCCGAUAUCUUGUGAUAUCGGAAGAGGGAUCGUGGAUACUUGAUAAAGAAGAAAAGAAUCGCCGUUGCGAGGAGCUUAUGAAUAAGAUUGUACCGCACUUGCAGGCAUUCAUAGAUGAUCAUGCCAAUCUUUGGGAGAACGAGCUGCUGCAGCUACAAACGGAAAUGAAAGAAGAACGUGACCGAGAAAAAGAGAGAAGACGCUUAAACAUGGUCAACGAAGUGGAAUUUCAAUGCUUAAACUGCAGUGCGUUUAUAUGCAUGUCAGACGACAUAAAAUGCAUCAAGGGCGCUCAUCAUAUUAUAACUGAUCCAGAAGCUGACGAGAGACUUAGACUGGAGCGUGACACUCCAUAUUUCGUAGAACCAGAAGGAGCAGAAUACGGAGGGCAGGUGUAUUGCGCUAAAGUCAGUUGCCAGGUAAAGCUAGGAUCAAUCUGUACGUAUAAGUACAUGGACUUUCCUUUGAUUUCACUGAAAGCGUUUCGAGUCGUUAAGCCAGAUGGCACUGGGAAAUCUUACAAAGUAUGGAAGAAGGUUCCUUGUGAAAUAGCCGACUUCACAUUUGAUGAUCUUAGAGAUGUAAUAGAUAUCCGAUUAAAUAACCUAGUGUCAAUGACGGAUAAAAAUCUGUUGAAACAAGGACCGAUCAUUGAAAAUAAUGAGGAAGUAGAAGUAAGUGAAGUCUUGACUCUUACUCUGUGUCAGUCUGAGACCGUCAUGGGAAAUAAACGUCAAGCCGACGGCGCAAUAACUCGAUCAGCAGCGAGCAGUGAAGAAGUUGACAAAUCAACAACUGCGAUAGAUGACAAAGUACGAAAAAAUCAGAUGCAAGAAGACAAGGACGUUGAGUUGUAUGAAUACCAGAAAGAACUUGCGAAAGAGGGAUGUGAUGGUGCAAACGUGAUUAUUUUGGCUCCCACAAACUCCGGAAAAACGUACGUUGCGAGUCGUAUCAUUCAGAUUCAUCUACGACGACAAAAAGCGCAGAAGAAACUUGCCCGAGUUGUCUUCCUGGUCGAAAAUGAAGCGCUUGCUUUUCAGCAAGGAAAAGUCUUCGCGGAACAAUUGGCUGCCUAUAGAACAAAAGUGUUUACUGGAAGUGUUCAAUCAGUCAAAGGCCAAUUCCUACGAGAUCAUUUAGCUGAACUUGACAUUUUGGUUGCCACUGCGCAAAUUUUGGUAAAUGACCUCACAUCUGGAAAAAUUCAGAGUUUAAAUGAAUUUUCGUUGAUCGUUUUUGACGAGUGUCACCAUUCGUAUAACGAUCACGUGUUCAACGCCAUCCUUCGUAAUUACCUUGAUAUGAAGCUAAACAGCAAAGACGACGCUGAGGAUUUGCCACAAAUCGUUGGAAUGACAGCCUCUCUUGGCGUAAGUGGAAGUACGGAUGAUGAGAAGGGAAUUAACCACAUGAAGAGAAUAAUGGCGAAUAUGGACGCACGUUUCCUGUGUACUGUCAGAACACACGAUAAUCUGGAAUCUCUGAAAAAACAUAUGAGCUCUCCGAUAGAAGAACUAGUGGCCGUAAAACCUAGGGAGAAUGAUGUUUUUAAAGAAAAAGUUUUGGAUGCUGCGAUCGAAAUAGAAAAACAUGUUAACAAACAUGUAGCCAAAAAGCGAAGGACUUUGACAGAUAGUCAGAAAGCGACGUUUAAAGUACCAGUUAACAUAAUUGGAACUGAACAAUUUUCGCAAUGGAUUUCUGACUUUGUGCAAUCAAUAGCUGAAGUUGAUGCUUCUUUAGGUAGGAUUUUGAACCCCUGCCGGGAGCAUUUGGAGGCGUACAGCAAAUCACUGUUGCUGCACAGAGAUGCCAGAACCAAAGAUGCUUUGCAUGUGCUGGAAACGUUCAUAGAUGAAUUCAAUAUCGUUCCACCACUGGAGGAAAUGGAUUCUACUUUAGUGAAUAUUUACGAAGAAAUGACGAUUACAUACCAAGUAAAUGAAGAUGGGUCAGAAAAUCCAAAGCUUGUCAGAAUGGGACAGAUACUGAACGAAAUUCUUGUUUUUAACGCUAAUGCUAGAGGGAUAAUAUUUGUUAAAACACGAGAACUUGCUGACGCUCUGGUGAAGUGGAUAAACGAAUCGGAUAAGCUGAAAGUGCUGAAUGCUAAUAUAUUUGUGGGACAGUCUGUUGGAUCUUCAAGAGGAGGUAUGACGAAGUGUAGACAGAGGGAUGCUCUAGAGUGCUUCAAGGGCGGACUUCACAGAGUGAUAAUAGCAACCUCGGUAGCGGAGGAGGGACUAGACAUACACAAAUGUAAUCUCGUAAUCCGUUACGAGCACGUAACCAACGAAAUUGCACGGCUUCAGUCCAGAGGGAGAGCUAGGGCGGAACACAGCCGAUACUUUGUCAUUUCGGAGGAGGUAUCUGGAAUUCUGGAAAAGGAGAAAAAAAAUCAACGUUGUGAGGAACUAAUGAAUACUCUUGUUCCGCGCUUGCAAGAGUAUUUAGAGAACAGUGCCAAUUCUUGGGACAGUGAGCGGCGUCACAUGCAAUUACAAAUGAAAAAAGAACUAGAAUGUAAAGUAGAGGAAAGGCGACUUAAUGUAAUAGACGAGAUGGAGUUUAAAUGUCUAAACUGCGGAUCUUUUAUUUGUAGUUCACGUAACAUAAAGUGCAUUAAACGUGCUCACCAUAUCAUAAUCGAUCCUGAAGCUUAUAAAAGGCUCAAUCUGCAGCGUGACACGCCCUAUUUUACAGAACCGGAAGACAUAGCAUACGGUGGCAGACUUUUUUGUGCUGAGAUUAGUUGCCAAAAAUGGUUAGGCUCCGUCUGUACGUAUAACGACAUUGAUUUUCCCUUAAUUAAUUUAAAGGCCUUUAAAGUUGUUAAUUCAAAUGGCGUAGGUAAAAAGUUCAAGAGAUGGAAAAACGUUCCCUGUGAGAUUGAUGCCUUUACACCAGAAGAUCUUAAUAACUUAACAGAGGACCGUUUGGCCAAGCAGAUUGAAAAUCCGUAAUAUGCACACGCAUGAAUUGAUGUAUUUUGCAUUAAUCUUUAGUUUCUGAGUAUAUGAACUUCUAUUGGAAUGUUUUCCAAUACUUUUACAUCAUAAUCGUUACCAUGUAUUGUUUAUCAAUUUUUAUGAGUUCAUUUAGGUAUGCUUCUGUUUCCAAUUUAGGUAUGCUUCUGUUUCCAAUAGCGGAAAUUCUCAUAUAACUGUACCAACUUAUGGUAAAUUAUUUUUGUUUCGGCUUGAUAUCUAAAAAUAUCCAUUUGUCAUUUGCUCAAUGUUCUCAACAUAUUAUCAUACUUUAGAAAGAAAUUUCGGGCCGUAACAUAAUUCUUUACCAAUACUCUGAACCCUUCUCGCUUGAAUGACAGAUUGAAGCAUUCAAUCGCAAACCACGAUUUGCAUAUGUCUCACUUUUUUCUAGACGACAAAAUGAUAGUUAUGCAUAAAAACAGCGUUUAAAGGUUUUUUACAUGUAUUAUCGAACCAAAUUUAAUAACCUCUUUUUGCUGAUCUUCAAUGUUUUUGUUUUGCAAAAAUCGUAUUCAAAUAAAUUGCAGGGUCAUUCUCUAAAGCGUUGCAUGUAUGUAUGAAUUUUCUGCGUUUGUCUCUAAAUUGCCACGAAGCAUUAAAGAAGGCUUUGCGGUUUUAUUUGGUGUUCCGCAUAUGAAGAGAGCAGACAAUGCGAAAAACAAGGAACAAAUCAUAUGUGUGUGUUUAUGUGAUAGAAGUUAAAUUCGGAUAGGCUCAGAAAUUCGUAUCAUUACUAUGGUCUUGGGGCUAUGCCCCAGGCCAAAAAGUACGAAACUAUUUUGAAAAAAAAACCCGCUCUAUUUAGAAAGAGAGCCAUAUGCGGACAUAAUGUACAUUAUUUCAGUUUUUUUUUUCAAACUAAAAUUGUGGAUUGUAUUGUUAUAGAAAUUAGUGAAAACUAAAUUAUUAAUCCUGCGAAAAUUUAAAACGUAUUUGAGCUUGGCUUAUGAAGCUCAGUAUGUGAAUAGCGGUUUAUAUGGUUGCUAUGGUUACAAACAUAUUUGAAAUCUAAAAAAUCCUUUCAAAAGUUAAAGUACUUAGCUAGGUGUAUUUGUUUGUUAUCCUGUCAUUACCCCGACCACAUAAACCCGGUGGGAGACUGCUGUUUUGUGCCAGCGCUCUCGUUGUUGAUAAGAUCAAUAACAAAUUGUCAUUAAACAAAUUCUUAUUCAAACAUAUUGUAAUUCUUGUUUGAAAAAAAAUAAAAAUAAAACAGUCGUA
Dreissena polymorpha is the source of this 7182-nucleotide messenger RNA. RefSeq lists its product as uncharacterized. Gene Ontology annotation, molecular function: hydrolase activity; DNA binding; ATP binding. Bases 142 to 5934 code for a protein of 1930 amino acids. The transcript has 32 exons. The record is from RefSeq and is a predicted model, not a curated record. NCBI's taxonomy places the organism in Eukaryota, Metazoa, Mollusca, Bivalvia, Myida, Dreissenidae. Gene Ontology annotation, cellular component: cytoplasm.